AUGAACUCAAGACCUUUACAACUCACACUAGCCCUCCUUAAGCCUGAUGUUGUAGCUCACCCUCAUAUAUUACAUAAUGUGAGGCAGAUGAUGUUGGAGAAUGGAUUUUACCUUUUAAUGUCAAAACAACAUAGAUUAUCAACAGCUCAAACAGAACAGUUUUAUACUGAGCACAGAGGAACAUUUUUUCAAAACAGAUUAGUGACUUUAUGAGCAGCGGCCCACUUUGGAGUCAUAUAUUAUGUGCAAAUGAUGCAAUAGCAAAAUGGAAAAAACUGAUUUGACCAAAAAAGUGCUCAAGACAGUAUAUGAAGAA
Lymnaea stagnalis (great pond snail) is the source of this 316-nucleotide messenger RNA. The record is from the annotation of a GenBank genome assembly. NCBI's taxonomy places the organism in Eukaryota, Metazoa, Mollusca, Gastropoda, Lymnaeidae.